Molecule: messenger RNA, 1819 nt
Organism: Pezoporus flaviventris
Lineage: Eukaryota; Metazoa; Chordata; Aves; Psittaciformes; Psittacidae
Gene: TLX1
Product: T cell leukemia homeobox 1
Exons: 3
Coding region: 521-1450 (309 amino acids)
Biological process (GO): regulation of transcription by RNA polymerase II; animal organ development
Cellular component (GO): nucleus
Molecular function (GO): RNA polymerase II cis-regulatory region sequence-specific DNA binding; DNA-binding transcription factor activity, RNA polymerase II-specific
Source: RefSeq, a predicted model, not a curated record
UGGGUCUGUGUGUGUGUGGCUUGGGUGAGCGACUCUUGGCUUCGGUGGUGGCGUCUUGGUGGCGGUGGGGUGCUGGGACUCAUCGGAGCGGGUGGGGUGUUGCGUCCCUGCUCCCGGAGGCUUUUGGUCCCGUGGGGACGUGGGAGACGUCUCGGUUGUGUCUCGAGUGUGCAGCUCCCGAGCCCCUGCGGGGCACUACUGUCGUGUCCUGGGCUGCGCGGUUGUGCAGCUCCCGUGCCCCGGUUGCGCAUGGCUCUGCUGCUGGCUCUGUGGGCUGAGCGUGUGGCUGCCGUGUCCCGGCAGUGUGUGGCUUUGCUGCUGGUUCUUGGGGUGCGCGAACGCUGUGCUAUGGGACUGAGCGUGUAGCCGGUGUGUCCGGGUUGUACGCGGCUCCGUUGCCGUGUUUAGGGGCGGUGAGGAGCUGUGCUGCCCGGCCCGGGGCGGAGGUCCGGCCCCGGUGCCCCGGGGCGUUGUACGCGGCUCCGCUGCAGGGGCCGGGCGGCGGCUCCCGUCCGGCGGCAUGGAGCACCUCGGGGCUCACCACCUGCACCAAGGCCAAGCCGAGCCCAUCAGCUUCGGCAUCGACCAGAUCCUCAACACGUCGGAGCCGGGCAGCUGCAUGGUAUCGCACCCGCGGCUGCAGGACUCGGCGGACUACGGGUUGGGCUGCAUCGUGGGCAGCGCCUACAACACGGUCACGGGUGGCUACGGGGCGAGCGGCGGUGCGGCCGGCGCCUACACCGGUACCUCCUGCAGCAUGGGCGGCCUGCCCGGCUCCUACAACGUGAACAUGGCGGUGAGCAUGAACAGCAACACCUUGAGCUCAGCCGGGGGGGUGAUCCGCGUCCCGGCCCAUCGCCCUGUGGCCAGCGGCGUGCACCAGCCCCUCUCCGCCGCUGUACCGGCGGUGAACGGCAUGAACAGUAUCACGGGGCUCACCUUCCCUUGGAUGGAGAGCAACAGGCGGUACACAAAAGACAGAUUCACAGUGGCCCUCUCACCCUUCACUGUAACACGCCGUAUAGGUCACCCCUACCAGAACCGCACGCCCCCCAAGAAGAAGAAGCCGCGCACCUCCUUCACCCGCCUGCAGAUCUGCGAGCUGGAAAAGCGUUUCCACCGGCAGAAGUACCUGGCCUCGGCUGAACGCGCUGCCCUGGCCAAGGCCCUUAAGAUGACUGAUGCCCAGGUGAAGACCUGGUUCCAGAACCGACGCACCAAGUGGAGGAGGCAGACAGCAGAGGAGCGGGAGGCUGAGCGGCAGCAAGCGAACCGUAUCCUCAUGCAGCUGCAGCAGGAGGCCUUCCAAAAAACCAUCAACCAGCCCAUCCAAGCCGACCCCAUCUGUGUCCACAAUUCCUCUCUCUUUGCUCUCCAGAACCUCCAGCCUUGGUCUGAUGACUCCACCAAGAUCACCAGUGUCACCACUGUCGCUUCUGCUUGCGAGUAAGGCUAGCACCUGCUGGUGGCAUGUGCACCUUCUGUUCGUGGGGUUGUCCCUGGGGGGACAAGCGGCAUCACUGGUGGGACACUUGGCAUACCUGUUUCUCCCUGGGGAAGGCUGUCACCCCGCAGUCAUCUAGCCUCGUGUGCAUCCCAUGUGUCCAGCUGGGGAAAGCCUCCACAAGGACCGAAAGGAAGGGAAAACACCCCGAAAACUCUCCUUGCCUGUGGGGUUGCUGGAGCAGCAGUGGUGUCUCGCCUCCUCCCAACCCUUUUGUUCUCUUGAAAGUCUCCAGUGCCGACCGUGAACUUGCUGACUGCUGCCAGACAAAAAAACCAGCUCUGACACAUGGCUGCCGGCGUUCACCCAGCUGGG